AUGCAAAUACUAGUCUCCGACAGCUCCCUGCGCGGUAUCAUCGACCGGUAUCGCCCGGAUCUCAAGAGCUACGAAGAUGUCUAUCGGCAUCUGCAUAGCUGCCCGGAGCUAUCUGGUCUGGAAGAGGAGACGUCGGCCAUAGCAGCUGAUCAUCUGAAGAAGUUGGAUUUUGAAGUCCACACACAUAUCGGUGGCUAUGGCGUGGCAGGCGUCCUCCGCAAUGGUCCCGGGACAGUCACCCUGGUUCGUGCCGACAUGGACGCUCUACCGGUGGAAGAAAAGACCGGACUUCCCUACGCGAGCAAAAGACACAUGAAGAACAAGGCGGGCGAGACGACGCCGGUCAUGCACGCCUGUGGGCACGAUACCCACGUCGUGGGCAUGAUGGCUGCCGCUUCUCUGCUGCACGCGGCCAAGGCCGACUGGUCUGGCACCCUCAUCAUCAUCUUUCAACCGGCGGAGGAACACCUGAACGGCGCGCGGGCCAUGUUGGCCGAUGGCCUGUACGAGAAGAUCCCGAAACCCGACGUGGUUCUGGCGCAGCAUGUCAUGCGCAUGAAAACAGGCACGGUGAGCAUCCGGUCUGGCCGGCUACUGACGGCUGCCGACUCCAUCAACAUACGCAUCUUCGGUCGUGGUGGCCACGGAUCCGCCCCCCAGACGUGCAUCGACCCGAUCGUCAUCGGGGCGGCGGUCAUCACGCGGCUGCAGAGUGUUGUCAGCCGCGAGGUGACCCCCGGGGAGGUGGCCGUUGUUUCCUGCGGAAGCUUCCAGUCCGGGUCCGUGGGGAACAUCAUUCCAGACACAUGUGACCUCAAGUUGAGCGUGCGGACCUAUGGCGGAGCGACGCGCGAGCGAGUCAUCGCCGCCAUCAAACGCAUUGUCCGGGCAGAAUGCGACGCAGCGGGUGCCGUGGAGGAGCCACAGAUCAAGGUCCGGAAUUCGCCCGCGACAAUCAAUGACGAUGCAACAGUCAAAGCUCUCAAGCAUACUUUUGGGUCUUUCUUCCAGGACGACCUGGUGGAGUCGGAGCCGGCCACGGCGAGCGAAGAUUUCUCUCUGCUGGCGACGGAGGUGGGGGCGCCGUAUGCGAUGUGGACUUAUGGCGGAGUCGACGCGCAAACAUGGGACGACGCCGUGAAGCACGGUAAAGUGAACGAGCUGCCUAAUAACCAUUCGCCCUUCUUUGCGCCAGUCAUUGAGCCGACGUUGCGGACUGCCGUGGACGCCAUGGCCGUCGGAGCACUCACUUUCUUGAAGAAGCAUUAG
Aspergillus campestris IBT 28561 is the source of this 1269-nucleotide messenger RNA. RefSeq names its product putative zinc metallopeptidase. The transcript is spliced from 2 exons. Lineage: Eukaryota; Fungi; Ascomycota; Eurotiomycetes; Eurotiales; Aspergillaceae. The coding region runs from base 1 to 1269 and encodes 422 amino acids. The record is from RefSeq and is a predicted model, not a curated record. Gene Ontology annotation, molecular function: hydrolase activity.